AUGGACAAGAAUUAUGAGAACAGCUGCAUGUACCUGAAGCAGUGGAGCUGGAACUUGAAUAAGUAUGGCCGCAGCCGAGUAGCAGUUACGAGAGCCACCCUCAGAAGACUUGGAGGAAGCAACCCUACGGUCAGUCGGCGUAACCCUCUACUCCCUCUGGCAUGCCAGUUCUCCCAGAAUCCUACGCUGACCUCAUGUAAUGGCCGUAGCACUGGCCCCUGGGAGAUGUUGGAGGCAGAUGACAAGACAAGCAGGUGCAGCCAACAGAACUGUGUGGCCCAGGGGAAGAAAACUGGAAAGUCAGAAACUAAAUUCCCCCAAGUCAGGAAGCCAACCAUGCCCAGGCUGCUGUGCACCUCCCUGCUCCUGCUGGCCGCCCUGGCCCUCGCUCUGGCUGUAAGCUCCACAUCGAACAGCAAGUCUAAGGAUAAGCAUGCAGCAGUCGGCAUGCCAGAGCCUGCAGACCUCAAAAGCAAGGAGACUCAGCAAGCCCUGGACUUUGCUGUCAAUGCUUACAACGAUGUCAACAACGACCUGUACCUCAGCCGACCAGUACAUGUGAUGAGUGCCAGCCAGCAGGUUGUGGGCGGGAAGAACUUCUAUUUCAAAGUGGUGCUGGCGCGAACCCUCUGUGCCAAGUCCCAGUCCCAGACUGACUUGGCCAAGUGUCCCCUCAACGAACAACCAGGCCAGCAGAAGAAAGUAGUUUGCAAUUUCCAGAUCUACACUGUGCCCUGGCUGAACAAGACUUCCAUGGAAAAUUUCAGCUGCCAUAAUGCCUGAGAGCCUAUGC
Molecule: messenger RNA, 793 nt
Organism: Jaculus jaculus (lesser Egyptian jerboa)
Lineage: Eukaryota; Metazoa; Chordata; Mammalia; Rodentia; Dipodidae
Product: cystatin 10-like
Exons: 5
Coding region: 1-783 (260 amino acids)
Molecular function (GO): cysteine-type endopeptidase inhibitor activity
Source: RefSeq, a predicted model, not a curated record